Molecule: messenger RNA, 1223 nt
Organism: Amphimedon queenslandica
Lineage: Eukaryota; Metazoa; Porifera; Demospongiae; Haplosclerida; Niphatidae
Product: WD repeat-containing protein 31-like
Exons: 10
Coding region: 20-1117 (365 amino acids)
Molecular function (GO): protein binding
Source: RefSeq, a predicted model, not a curated record
UCCUCCUCCCACCUCGAAAAUGGGUGCCUUUUUAUCAUCAAGGAGGACCAGAAAUAGAGAAGAAACAGAGCAAGACCCGUCUCUCCCUUACCUCGUCUCUCCAGGAGCAAAAGAGAGAGGAGAAGUCCAAUUCAAGUCCAUGCAUCCAGAGCCUGUAAGCGGGCUCUCGGUUGCAAAUUCCUCGACUCUCAUAUCUUGGUCAACAAACACAUGGAUCUACGUGUACGACUGGACCCAGCAUUCCAUUUUAAACGAAUUCUAUAUGCCUCAAAAAGCUGCCGUAAAGGUUGUCUAUAAUCCGACGUCACAAUGGUUGCUCGCUGGUGGUAGGUGUGGUCAGAUUUGUGGUUGGAAAUGGCCGAUGGGCUCUACCAGUGUCGUUCUCGUACCUCCCUCCAUUACACUGGCUAAGCAUUCGCUGUCAGUUACGGGGCUAGCGUCGAACAAGUUUCACAGUAACUUGCUGGUUUCAGGAUCUCGGGAUAAUUCUGUUCACAUUUGGGACGUUGAGACUCAGAAAUCACUAAGACAUCAAGAAAUAUCACGCAAUCUUGUUACAGAUAUGAAAUGGUUAGGAGGCGAAGAAGGCGACAGUAACACUUCGUCUUGUGUCCUUCAAUCAAGUGAAGAUAAAACCCUCAGAGUAUGGGACGUCAAUACAUGCUCUGUUACACAGCAGACUCCGCCCAAAAAACAUAUACAGUUAUGUUGUACAUCAGAUCCUAAUGGAUACUAUUUGCUUGGAGGGAGUGGAGGGCAUGGACAAGGAGAAGGGGCUGAACUAACACUAUGGGACAGGAGAGUACUGAGUAAGGGCCCACUUAAAGAAAUGGUUGGUCACAAGGGAAGUGUAAAUGGCUGCCUCUUCCUUGAUAACGACUCGUCCAACGACAAACUAGUUGCUUCCUGUUCCAGCGACAGCACUGUCAAGAUAUGGAGUACAACAACUGGAGGUUCUGUUUUGAGCGAGUACAUUGGUGGAGGGGCAGGGCCGGUAUCAGGAAUAGUCAGUCCCAGUCCUGAAACACUGGCAGCUAGUACAUUCAAUGAAGGUGUGUAUGUUUGGAAGCUGGUUUCUGAUUCAUCAAUGGAGCUAAGACUGAGGUCUAAAUAUUAACAAGAGUGCAUGGCUACCCGAUCACUUAAAUCAGAAUCGAUAUUGUCAUUGUAAUUUAUUUUUUGAUAAUAAUAUGGGAAUGUUUUAAAAGAGCCAUUCAAUUAUA